UUUCCCAGGUAACUGCUGUGUGCCCCAUCCCACCCCUGAGCACUGCUGUGCCAUGGCAGCCACCAGGCAGAGCACGCUCUUCCCUCGUGACCCGUAUCACAUCCCUGGCUAUGACGGUUUCCUCCCUCAGUAUAGCAACCAGUUUGGAGAGACCUUCGGCAAAACCACGUACCGCCUGCUGACGGACCCACACAUCCGGAGGAGCCCUCGCUCUGUGCUGGCACCGCUGGGCAAACCGAGGUUCAUUGAGGACUUCAGUGAGACGCAGCACGGUGUGCAGCCCUUCCUCCCUGCACACCAUGGGUUCUUCCCCCACGACAGAGCCAAAACUCUGACCAACUACCCUGAGGCAGAUUUUGGUCCGAAGCCGUAUGCAGUGGGGCCAGCAGUGGAGGAUCUGACUCGCACGGAGCCCCUGCUUAGCCAUGGCGGCGCUGGGCUGAGCACGUGUCCACCGAGUACAACAUGGGACCCCUCAGGGCCACCAAAGGGAUGGCUGCCCCCCAUCCCUACAGCCCAUGGGCAGCACAAAGCUGGAGCAGCUGCAGGAAUUGGGCAGUCUGUGAAAGCUGGAGGUGCGGAUUGGCAGCUCCCCAAGCUGGAAGUGCCCAGAGUGAUCCAGCAGAAGGUCAUCCCAGGGUAUGCUGGAUUCAUACCGCGCUUCACAUGGGCCCUGGGCACGAAUUACAUGCAGAGUGUGAAGGAUUCAAUGGCUGAAUUCGACAGGCAGCAGUUUCUGGAGAGGAACCCGAUUCAAAGCUUUGGCAAGAGAUUCCCCCAGACGUACUGGCCUGCCAACAACAUUUACACCAGCGCUGGGCUGAUACCAGACUAUUCAGGCUUCGUCCCACAGCUCCGUCACACCUACGCGCUGACUUUUGGAAACAGCACCCGCAAGGCUUAUGAGAUGGAACAAAGGAGACGAGCCUGUGCACUGUGAAAAAUGCUUUAAUGGUGCCUGUACAGCAUCGGAAAGUGACUCGAAGACGAGAGGAGGAACACAACACAGAGAGAGGUUUUCAAUGAGAGUUCAUACAGCUUUAAACAAAAUUUACAGGUGGCGUCUGCAAAGCUCUUACUCUGCCUCCUCCUCAGCCUCCUCCUCAAACUCCCCCUCCUCCUCAGCAGUAGCAUCUUGGUACUGCUGAUACUCAGACACCAGGUCGUUCAUGUUGCUCUCAGCCUCUGUGAAUUCCAUCUCGUCCAUUCCCUCCCCCGUGUACCAAUGCAGGAAAGCCUUUCUGCGGAACAUGGCCGUGAACUGCUCUGAAAUGCGUUUGAACAGCUC
Molecule: messenger RNA, 1288 nt
Organism: Coturnix japonica (Japanese quail)
Lineage: Eukaryota; Metazoa; Chordata; Aves; Galliformes; Phasianidae
Gene: CIMIP2A
Product: ciliary microtubule inner protein 2A
Cellular component (GO): nucleus
Source: RefSeq, a predicted model, not a curated record